Molecule: messenger RNA, 911 nt
Organism: Xenopus tropicalis (tropical clawed frog)
Lineage: Eukaryota; Metazoa; Chordata; Amphibia; Anura; Pipidae
Product: SLAM family member 8-like
Exons: 5
Coding region: 406-882 (158 amino acids)
Cellular component (GO): membrane
Source: RefSeq, a predicted model, not a curated record
UAACCUUGUUUCCUUAUUGUGGGAGCAUGUAGGGCUUCCACCCGCGGAAUGAGCCAGCCAUGGAUUACUCUGCUAGCCCUCGUCUUAUUCCCACGGCCCCCGCUCGGCUCAGAAGUACCUGACAUUCAGGUUAAUGGACUUGUAAAUGGAACAGUCAGGUUUCUGCACCAUUUUGGCACAAACUCUACAACCCAAUGCACCGUAUGGAGGACAACGAAGGAAGAAAAGGUGGAAGUGGCUGAAUACAGAAGUAACAGAUUUACAACGACCAAUCAAUUAUAGCAGAACCGAACAAGCUUCAGUAAAUCAGAAUUAACGAUUAAUAACCUGAGUAAGGAGGACAGUGGGCAAUAUACUAUAUCCUGCUGGCCUUCCCCCAAUUCUGCAACAAAGAAGAAGAACUACAUGCUUACUGUUCAUGAACCUCUACCUCCUCCAACCAUCAAUAAAACCCUAAGGGGAUGUAAUGCUACUGGAUGUAGCUUCACCCUUCAGUGUCUCACCCCAAACACCUCAUCCAAUGUGUCGUGCCGUUGGGAGAUCCUACAUCACUCCUUUAAUGAAUGUACCAUCCAAGUCCUGCUGGCAUUCUCUUCACUGGGCACAGAGUACGUCUGCUUCAUAAGCAACCCUGCCGGAAAGCAAGUUGCCUCAGUCACUGCUUGGCAGUUGUGUUCUGUUUCAGGCAAGAUUAUGAUGCAGUGUUUCAUCUGGGGACAUUGGCUACUAAUUGUACUGGGAUUGAUUGUUACAGUCCUUCUUGCAAUUGCUCUUGUGAAACAUACACUCUAUAAAACGCGAUGCACGAAGAAGAGGAAAGAUAGUAAAGAUGAAUCCAAAAUUCUACUGAAUAAGGUGAGGAACCAUUAUAUGCAAGCAUGAUUAUCUGUAUGGGUUAUUUGUUAGUAACU